This is a messenger RNA of Rhipicephalus sanguineus (brown dog tick), 1904 nucleotides long. It is a transcript of the gene beag, whose product is annotated as protein Red. Gene Ontology annotation, cellular component: nucleus. Gene Ontology annotation, biological process: mRNA splicing, via spliceosome. The transcript is spliced from 17 exons. The coding region runs from base 133 to 1728 and encodes 531 amino acids. Lineage: Eukaryota; Metazoa; Arthropoda; Arachnida; Ixodida; Ixodidae. The record is from RefSeq and is a predicted model, not a curated record.
UAUAGCCGAGCGUUGCUUGUAUAAGUGUUCUGUGGCUUCUCUCUGCCUUCGUUUACAGUGUGCCCACUCUGGUGUGCCUGUUUUUCAGUCUGCCGUGUCUCUGCAGCUUGGACGAGCUAUUGGAAAGCCACAAUGCCUGAACGAGGGGAAGGUGGCGAGUCGUACUCGAACCCGAUAGCCCCACCAGGCUUAAAUGUGUCCUCAACAGAAAGUCAUCAUCCGAUGACCAACGAUGACUUCCGAAAACUUAUCAUGACACCUCGAGCCGCGCCUCAAGCGACACCGACUCCAGCCAAGGAAGAAACAUAUCGAAAACCCACAGCUGAGGAUGACGACAAAGGUGACCAGAGGCGCAAGAAAAAGAUGUUUUAUGCCUCACUCAAGAAACAGGAAGAGGACAAGUUGGCUGAGCUGGCAGAAAAAUACAGAGACAGAGCUCGGGAGAGAAGGGAAGGUGUCAACCCAGACUACCAAAACGAAGACCCCAUUUCAUCGACUGCAGGCUAUAGAGCUGUUGCUCCUGAUGCAAAAUCGGGUUUGGACGCUGCGGAACGACGUCGCCAGAUGAUUCAGGAAUCCAAGUUUUUGGGUGGUGACAUGGAGCACACUCACUUGGUGAAAGGUCUCGACUAUGCUCUUCUGCAAAAGGUGCGCAGUGAAAUAUCCAACAAGGAAAAAGAGGACGAGGAGUUAGAGCAGACCCUUGACACGGCACAAGAUGAACCCCAGGAGGAGGAAAUGCAGUUCAAGACUGUUUUGGGACGCAACAUCUAUCGAAUGGUUUUCCGGCCACGAGCGGUGGAACGCAAUGACCUGUUUUUGCCCAACCGGAUGGCAUACGUCAUUGAGCUGGAUGAUGAAUAUGCUGACAGCGACAUUCCCACAACUCUCAUUCGCAGCAAGAAGGACUGCCCAAACCUCGAGAGCCACACCACCCUCACCACCAACGACAUUGUGAUCAACAAGCUGACUCAGAUCCUGUCGUACCUGCGCCAAGGAAUGCACAACCGUAAGGGCAAAAAGAAGGGCAAGGGGACUGACAAGCCAUCAGGCAAAGUGGCACCAGAUGAUGCCAUCUUUGAAGACGCUGGUGAUUAUGUGCCCGAGGUGAGCUCAGAGGGCGGCAAGCAUGGCAGUCGACGCGAGGGUGAGCGUGACCGAGAGCGCAGGCGGUCGUCCUACUUCGAGAAGCCCAGCUUGGAAGAUGAGAGAGCUGCAACACGCAGCAGUGGCAGCAGCGGACAUCGCAGUCACGACACGCGUUGGUCCAGUGCAGUCGAUGCAGCUGCUCAGCAGCGAGAGGACAGUGGCCGCCUCAAGGCCAAGUUGACCAGCAAGCUGGAACGGGACUUGCCUGAGAGCUAUGCCGAGUGCUACCCAGGUGCCCCUGAAAAUGAAGAUGCUGUUGCAGACAGCGAUGAUGAAGUGGACUACACGAAGAUGGACCUUGGCAACAAGAAAGGUCCCAUUGGACGAUGGGACUUCGACACACAGGAGGAGUACAGCGAGUACAUGAGCCACAAGGAGGCCUUGCCCAAGGCAGCGUUUCAGUAUGGCGUCAAAAUGGCAGACGGCCGUAAGACACGUCGUGCUGCUGGGAAAAAGGAUGACAAGGCCAAGUUAGAUCGAGAGCUGCAGAAGAUUAAUCAGAUUAUUGCCCGUCGAAAGGCUGAAGGAGACAGUUUUGUGGGACUUGCCACACCAGAAUACAAAAGACCGAAAUACUAGAGUUUGGCUGCAUCGCUGCAUACAACAAGGGCAUCCAUGUUGUCUUGUGAACUUUCGUGUGUAGAGUAAAGUCUAUGUUUUAGCCCACAUGGUAUCUGCUCCUUAUUAGUAGGAAAGGCUUCUGGCACACAUCUGAACCGAAAGCACCACCCAAGGUCAUCACACACGUUAACGCA